This is a messenger RNA of Ricinus communis (castor bean), 3007 nucleotides long. RefSeq names its product NF-X1-type zinc finger protein NFXL2. Gene Ontology annotation, biological process: regulation of DNA-templated transcription. Lineage: Eukaryota; Viridiplantae; Streptophyta; Magnoliopsida; Malpighiales; Euphorbiaceae. Gene Ontology annotation, cellular component: nucleus. The coding region runs from base 98 to 2725 and encodes 875 amino acids. The transcript is spliced from 13 exons. The record is from RefSeq and is a predicted model, not a curated record. Gene Ontology annotation, molecular function: DNA-binding transcription factor activity, RNA polymerase II-specific; zinc ion binding; RNA polymerase II transcription regulatory region sequence-specific DNA binding.
CUAAAUUAGUAUUAUACUUCUCCGGCCUCGAUCAUUUUGUGCUGACAGCAUCGCUUUUACCCCCCAAAAUUCACUCCAGAAUCUUCGAAUUUCCGCCAUGUCCUCCUCCACAUCCAACCACCAUCAGCCUUUCUCUGACUCCGAUUCUGAUUCCGACCAAUCCAACCACCACCAUCAACACACAGACCUCUCAAACUCAAUUUUCAAAUCCUACUUCUCACACACAAAAAACAUCAGCGAUAAUACCCAAUCACCAACGCCUCAAGACCUCAUAAAAAUCCAAUCUUUUUUAACCUCAUCAUCCUCAGGAGCACUUUCAUGUCUCAUUUGUCUCGAACGCAUCAAACCCUCAGAUCCAACUUGGUCCUGCUCUUCCUUAUGCUACGCCGUUUUCCACCUUCUCUGUAUACAAUCCUGGGCGCAGCAGUCCUCCAAUCUCUCCGCUUACCGUGCAUCCACGCGCCUCCCUAUCUCCCCUGAGAGAGCCGCAGAAACCGCCACCUGGAAUUGCCCCAAAUGCAGAUCAGUCUACACCAAAUCUCUAAUCCCGAAAACUUAUUUCUGCUUCUGUGGUAAAAUUGAAAACCCCCCACAUGAUAAUCCAUGGAUUUUACCACAUUCUUGCGGUGAAAUCUGUAAUAGACCAUUGAAAAAUAACUGCGGUCAUCAUUGCUUGUUACUUUGUCAUCCUGGGCCGUGUCCUUCUUGCCCCAAAUUAGUUAAAGUUAAAUGCUUUUGUGGCAAAAUUGAAGAUGUUAAAAGAUGUGGGUUCAAGUUCUUUUCAUGUAAUAAUAAAUGUGACAAGUUAUUAGAUUGCAAUAUUCAUAAAUGUGAAAAAAUUUGUCAUGAUGGAGAUUGCUGUCCUCCAUGUGAAAAUCGCGGAGUUUAUCGAUGUUUUUGUGGAAGGAGAAAGGAGGAGAGGAAGUGCUGCGAAAGGGAAUUUAAAUGUGAGAAUUCUUGUGAGAGAAUGUUAGGGUGUGGAAAGCAUGUAUGUGAAAGAGGGUGCCACUCAGGAGAAUGUGGAGAGUGUCCUCUUCAAGGGAAAAGGACUUGUCCUUGUGGAAAGAAAGUGUAUGAAGGAAUCGCUUGUGAUAUUGUUGUGCCAGUUUGUGGUGCUACUUGUGAUAAAACGUUGAGUUGUGGUUUGCAUAAGUGUCAUGAGAGGUGUCAUAGAGGACAGUGUAUUGAAACUUGUAGACUUGUGGUGACUAAGUCUUGCCGAUGCGGCGGCUUCAGGAAAGAGGUUCCAUGUUAUCAAGAUUUGGUAUGUGAAAGAAAGUGUCAAACAAUGAGAGAUUGUGGACGUCAUGCUUGCAGAAGGCGCUGCUGUGAUGGGGACUGCCCACCUUGUGCAGAGAUUUGUGGUAAGAGGCUUCGAUGUAAGAAUCACAAAUGCCCAUCACCAUGCCAUCGAGGUCCCUGUGCUCCUUGCCCUGUAAUGGUUACAAUCUCUUGUGCGUGUGGUGAGACACACUUUGAUGUUCCCUGUGGUACUGAGAUGGACCAAAAGCCUCCUAGAUGUCGUAAAUUGUGUGGUAUACCUCCUUUAUGCAGGCAUCGCUCUGAUUGCAAGCCGCACAGAUGCCAUUAUGGUGCAUGUCCUCCGUGUCGAUUACUUUGUGAAGAAGAAUAUCCAUGUGGCCAUAAGUGCAACUUGAGAUGUCACGGUCCAAGGCCCCCACCUAAUCCAGAAUUCACACUGAAACCAAAGAAAAAGAAACCAAAUCAUCCAAAUGAAUGUACUCCAGGAUCUCCCUGCCCUCCUUGCCCAGAACUUGUUUGGAGGUCUUGUGUCGGCCAGCACCUUGGAGCUGAGAGGAUGAUGGUCUGCUCGGACAGAACACUGUUUUCCUGUGAUAAUUUGUGUGGGAAUCCUCUGCCUUGCGGCAAUCACUACUGUACAAAAACUUGUCAUGCUUUGAAGAGCCAGUCCCCAAAAUCAUUGGUUCAACACCUCAGUGAGCCUUGCGAAAAAUGCCAUCUUCCUUGUGAAAAGGAGAGGAAGCCCAGUUGUGCGCAUCUCUGCCCUCUUGCAUGUCAUCCUGGGGAAUGCCCCCCUUGCAAAGUUCUUGUGAAACGAUCUUGUCACUGUGGUUCUAUGGUCCAUGUUUUUGAGUGCUUAUACUAUAACAGCUUGUCAGAGGAGAAGCAAAUGACUGUUCGCUCAUGUGGUGGAUCUUGUCACAGGAAGUUGCCCAAUUGUACACAUUUAUGCUCAGAGACCUGUCAUCCUGGUCAAUGCCCGUCAUCUGACAAGUGCAGUAAAAAGGUUACUGUCCGUUGUUCAUGCCAAACGUUGAAAAAAGAGUGGCUAUGUCAAGAUGUUCAAGCAGCUUACCGGAAAGCUGGUCGUGAUCCCAAAGAUGUCUCCAAAAGUCAAUUUGGAAGUGGACUUCUUCCUUGUAAUUCAGAUUGCAAGAGUAAAGCGCAAGUUGUUGAUCAGGAGUUGCAUUUGCGUAAAUUCAAAAAUUUAGAGGAAAAGGAGCCUGAUACUGUAAAGAAUGUAGCAAAGCGUAGAAAACGCCGUGAACGAGUACAAGAAACAAAGCAGAUCUCAAGACUUGAGAAAUUUGUCGCCACCAUCAAAUGGAUUCUUCUAGUAGUCACCCUUGUGGUGACUCUGGUAACAGUGGCACAUUUUGGCUACAAGGGUCUAAUGUGGCUCUCCGAUUGGAUGAAUGAAGUGGAAGAACAAAGACAAAGGCAAAGAUAUCCGCGAAUCUAAUCAUUCUCAAGGCCAGCUGCCACAUUAAACUCUUGGAGGAGUGAUAGGCAUUACAAAAAUUCUUUUUACUUGAAGCUUAAACAAUACUGAUUUCACCAAAUCAUCAGCAGACAGCAUAAAGUUUCUUUUAAUUUGUCUGAUAAAUUCAUUUACACCAUAGUUUUGUUCAAUAUAUACAAGACAGAAUGUAUAUCUUUACUAGAAGAAAGAAACAACAAACAGCAGGCCCCUGUAUCAGGUCUUACUUCCUAAUUUCUAUGUUAUAACUUUCUACUUUAUUAA